AAAAGUUGUUUAGUUCAUUUUACACUGUUUUUGCGAGUCCGUUCUGAAUCAAACAAAAACAGAAGAAGAAAGAUCAAGAAAUCAGCAGCAAAAGCAGUAAAAUGAAAAGGGCUUUCUCUCAGCACAUAAUGAGGCGUUUCAUAGACUUGGAAAAUGUAGAGGAAAGAGAGAAUAGCACUGCUAUGAGCAGCGCUCACUUUUUGAAAGUUGAACAAGAAGAAGUUGUUGAAGUGCAAGAAAAAGAAGAAGAAGAAGUAGAUGAUGUAGCUCAUCUUGUUGGUUGCAUAAGCCUGCACAAGAAGAGUUCAGACUCAAGUCAUGGAGGUGAAGAUCUCUCAAUCCGGAAGUACAGAUCUUGGUUCCAAAAGCAAAAGAGAAUUGCAGCAAGGCGAGAGAAACAAAUAAAGGCAAGUAUGGCUCUUGAUGAUUUUAUUGAGGAACAAAUGAAACAUUUUCAUGCUCAGUAUAGUAGAGGCGUUGUCCCAACGCACCUGAAGGACCUGUCUAAACUUCUGAUGCCAAAAUCGACUCCACCAAACGAACUUGCUGCUUUGUCCUGGCUUGGUGAUUGGAGGCCCUCUUCCUUUUUGGACCUCCUCCGCUCACUGUCACACUCAUUGCCUUCCUUGUCCAAGUCCAAGACAACUGGGCUGGUCCUAUCAAAACUGACCCAUGAUGUACGAAUUGAGGAAGCCGUGAUUGAUGAGGAGAUGGCUGAGAUCCAAGCUAAUUGUAUCCUCCAUCUCCAUUUUGGUCAAGCCAAUAAACAUGAAUCCAUUGGGCAAGCAUUAGCUUCAAUUCAUUCCGAGUUCAAGAAGAUCCACGCUGUCAUCAUCAAGGCCCAGAAGCUCAGAUACAAAGUAUUGGAGUUGAUAGUGAAGAAUGUGCUUAGCCAAACUGAUGCGGCAGAAUUCCUGGUAGCAUUUGCCGGAAUUCAAGAUUCUAUUCACCAGAUUGCCAGAGACCAACGGAUGCAGAAAGGAUCAGUUUAUCUUUCUAUGAAGCCCCAGAAAUCCAGUUGAGUAUCCCGAAAAUGCAUGUCAGAUUUUUCUUGGAUAAUAGUAGACAGUGAGCGGUAAAUCUAGAACUACAGAAAUUUAAAGUAAACAGAGGAGCAUGCUUGUAUAUCUUUAGUGUUGAGAAGUGUUCACCAUUUACAAAGAGCAGAUGAAGUAUAAUUUUCCCCUCUGCAAAUGAGUCAAAAUUGAUUAGGCUUGUUUGAUGGGCUUAAGUUUGGCCCAGUCUAGCUGCUCAGACAAUACAGCUUUUAUGUAUGAUGUUUCUGUUGAAUAUAAAUUUUCACCUGGGCCAUGGAUUAGUCCCAAGUUUGUGUCACAUUUGCCGUGUCUAACUACUGAGCAAUGAUCAUGCAUUUUACAUGAUAUUUGUAGUUGCGCUACGCAACUUA
Molecule: messenger RNA, 1408 nt
Organism: Daucus carota subsp. sativus
Lineage: Eukaryota; Viridiplantae; Streptophyta; Magnoliopsida; Apiales; Apiaceae
Product: protein DOG1-like 2
Exons: 4
Coding region: 102-1022 (306 amino acids)
Biological process (GO): DNA-templated transcription
Molecular function (GO): sequence-specific DNA binding
Source: RefSeq, a predicted model, not a curated record